AUGUUCACCAGAUCAUUCCCGGCCAGAUGUACUCCCUCUUCAUCUACUUUGCCCCCAAUAUCCAAAACCUUUGCAGAUGAGCGCCGAAGGAGAGAAAAAUUAAAUGAACUACAUAAGAUAUUGAGGAACUUGGUUCCUAACCGUACUCGCAAGUUUGAUAGGUUGACUGCAGUGGAAGAUGCUAUUGAGUAUAUUAAAGAGCUUGCUCAGAGGGCUAGAGAGCGCAAACCGCUAAUGGAGCAAAGGAGAAGCAAAAGAAAUGUCGUAGGGGAUACUGACGAGGGGCAGGACUAUAACAAGAAGCCUCUUGGUCUUGCCCUUGAUGGGCAUUUCUACAACAAUGGAUCCUUCAUAAACAAUCAGAAGGUGGAUGUUCGUGUUGUCGAUGAUGUAAGUAACCAUCAAACUCUUUCAGAGGAUGAAGAACAUCAGCACCCUGCUUUUUUUGUCCAAGCCUCGAAGGUCCUUUAUGGGCUUCAGUUGGACCUCCAAUAUUUUGCUGGCAAGAAAAUCGGCGAUCGCACCAGCUUGGAGUUCAGAACCGAGUACCCAGACGACGAGCUAAUCAAAGAAGGGGAAAGCACUAAGUACUCUUCCUACCCAAUCGAAACCUCUAAACGGCGUAAAAGAAACCUUUUGGGGGUGGGUGGGUGGGUUUUGGGCUUGGGGGGUACAAAAAGUAAAAAAGUAAACAGGGUCAACUCUCUGUGGGCUGGUGAAAAAGCGAAAAUAGAAAGGAUCAAGCCAAUGAUAAAUCCAGCCAGAGGGCGACAUGAAGGAAAGUAA
Molecule: messenger RNA, 786 nt
Organism: Dovyalis caffra
Lineage: Eukaryota; Viridiplantae; Streptophyta; Magnoliopsida; Malpighiales; Salicaceae
Source: the annotation of a GenBank genome assembly